This is a messenger RNA of Abrus precatorius (Indian licorice), 1496 nucleotides long. Its product is annotated as 5-amino-6-(5-phospho-D-ribitylamino)uracil phosphatase, chloroplastic. The record is from RefSeq and is a predicted model, not a curated record. Bases 140 to 1240 code for a protein of 366 amino acids. The transcript is spliced from 11 exons. NCBI's taxonomy places the organism in Eukaryota, Viridiplantae, Streptophyta, Magnoliopsida, Fabales, Fabaceae.
AUUAAAACAUCAAAAAUUGGGAGUACACAGAAAGAGUGAAACCAAACAAACAGCAUUAGCAACAACAACAUCGUCAUCGUCAUCUUCUUCUUCUUUGUUCAGCUUCCGUAACGUUAACGUUGUUGUGUGUCCCAAUCCCAUGGACUUCACCACUUUUGCAUAUUCCACACCCUCUUCUCAUGCAAUUCCUCCCACACCCACUUAUCGCUUUCAACCCUCUCCUUUUCCUCUUCAUCUCCCAUUUUUGAAAUUAAAGCGUUGGGGUUUGGUUAAGAAUCGCCUAAUUGCUCGUUGCAGUUCUGGGUCAGAUGAAUUUGGGUCUGUUAAUGGGUUGCACUCCACACCCAAUAAGCUUUUUGUGGAGGAGGCUAUUGGAGCUGAAUAUGGGGAAGGCUUUGAGACUUUUAGGACUGAUGGACCAUUAAAAGUUGAUGUGGACUAUUUGAAUGAAAAAUUGCAAGAUGGUUUUCUUCAGCGUAUACGCUAUGCUAUGAAGCCUGAUGAAGCUUAUGGACUUAUCUUCUCUUGGGACAACGUGGUGGCUGAUACACGAGCUCUAAAGAGGAAGGCAUGGAAGCAGCUGGCGUCUGAAGAGGGAAAGGAUAUACCUGAAGAUGGUGAUAUGCAAAGAUUAUUGCUUUAUGCAGGUGCUGAUCACGUGUUGCAUAAGCAUUUCCUAUCAGAUAAGGCAGAAAAUGAGCUGGAUAGACUAAAGUUGAGAUUUUCUCAGUUAUAUUAUGAUAAUCUUCUAAGACUUGAAAGACCAGCGGAUGGCCUCAAAGAAUGGUUGGAGGCAGUUUAUACUGCUCGCAUCCCUUGUGCUGUUGUUUCAAGUCUUGAUAGAAGAAAUGUAGUAGAAGCUUUGGAACGAAUGGAGCUCAAGAAGUAUUUCCAGGCAAUUGUGACUGAAGAAGAUGGAAUGGAGUCAAUAGCUCAUAGAUUUCUUUCUGCUGCUGUCAAGCUGGAUCGAAAACCUUCCAAGUGUGUGGUUUUUGAAGAUGAUCCUAGAGGUGUAACUGCUGCACACAAUUGUACGAUGAUGGCUGUAGCAUUGAUUGGAGCUCAUCCUGCGUAUGAUUUGGGGCAGGCUGAUCUUACUGUUGCUAACUUUAGUGAACUUUCUGUGAUCAACUUGCGAAGGCUAUUUGCUAACAAUGGUUCUACAUUUAUGGACCUGCAGAGGCAGAUCAUAGAGAAAACUCCUCCUAAAAGGAAACUUACAAUAGACACCAUUUUCUGAUAUAUUUUCCUUACUAUUUCCCCCUCUACUAAUUUUCCUUGUAAUUAUUUAGUUAUGCAGCCAUAAUUUUUUUUUAUAUAAAAUAAAAUUGCAAUCAGUUUGGUCUGAUGUUAUCUGAAUGUUCUAUAUUUUUUUUUUUCUUUGCACUUCCAGUUUUGUCAGUUCCAAAAUGGGAUUUAGAUCCCCCCAAGAUUUAUCUAUUUUUGGUUAAUAUAAUGUAGAUUUUAAAAUGAAAUUUGAUUGAGAUUUGAAACGG